CCCGACGUCAGAAGGUGAUUUGUCUUCCUCUCCUACUCAUCUUUAUCCAUACCUUGGAUAUCCUUAUAAAUUCCUUAAUACAACAUCAUUUAUCAUUUCAGUAUCGCCGUCAUGGCCUCUUCCCUGUAGAAGUCACAGCUUUUGCUGUGACUUCUUUGUGCAAACAUGGCGGGGAAGCAAUCUGGGGUAUGGAACACACCCUCGGGUCUCAAGAAUAACAACAAAAAUGAGUCAAGUUUCCCGGGCUUGCUACCUGCUGCGAGCCCGGAGGUCACCAACAAAAUUGAAUAUGAAGAGCUACAACAGAACGAACUACUGGCCCUUGAGGCUAUUUACAGCGACGACUUCGUCAUGCAUACCGAGACUCAAAACGCCUGGAAGAAGUCAGAACCACAUUUUGAUAUCCGGAUAAAAGCAUCAUCGGAUGAAGACUUUGCUUGUACGCUGGGUUUUGUCAUGACUGCAACUUACCCAAAGUCACCUCCUCUUAUCACGUUGAAGAACUACGACCUCAAGGAAGUUACGACGUUCAAGAUCCAGAAGUACCUAGAGACGAAGCCAAAGUUAUUCGCACAGGAUGCGCAAGAAAUGAUCGAUCAAAUCGUCGAAGGAGUACGGGAUAUCCUCGAGGAUGCUGCGCAAGCGAAGGCAAACGGGAAGCAUCUACCUUCUCUCGAAGAAGAACGAGAGCGGCACGAAGCUUCCAUGGCGAAGUUAGCAGAAGAGAAGAAAGAAGAAGAAGCCCGAAAGAAAAUAGAAGCGAUGCAAGAAGAAGAGCGUAUUAUGGCCGAGAUGCUCCAACAGCAGAUUGAUCGACAGAAACAGAAGGCUAAGGAGUCAAAGCGUCGUAACGGCGGCAAUACGCCCCAGCAAUCUUCGACAAGCUUAGAGACAGAAGAAAUCAUCGAGUUCGAGCAAUUAUGUAACGCUACGGAUCAGUCGGGAAAUACCCUCGUCUUCAAGUCUGUUACAAGCAAACGUCACCUUCGGCAGGGACCUGUAUCCACCGUUUACGAAGUCCGACCUGUGUUGAUCAAUGGGCAAGGCAACCUGCCUAUGGCACUGAAGCAGACUGUUAUCCGUACCACAAAUAAGGACACGAAAGAGUUCAAGCUUCAGCUACAAAGUCUCGAGUCUCGUCUUCAGGAUCUCAAGUCUGUUAAGCGAGUUCAUCACCGUCAUCUUGUUGAAGUUUUGGGCUUCAAGGUCCAGGCCGGACUUUCUACUGAUCCUGCUGUCUCGAAUGUGUGCACUGUGAACGUCUUGUCUCCCUUAGCAGAAAAGAAUUCUCUGGAGGAGUUCUUAGAGCUUGCAGGACGGAUUGAGAAUAUUGGCAGAGUGCGUUCCUGGACGCGGGAUCUGCUAGAUGCGCUCAAUUUCCUUCACAACAAAAAUAUUGCACAUCAAGAUAUUCACCCAGGGAACAUUCUCCUGUUCCGAGAGCCGAAUGGGCAAACCGUCCCCAAGAUCUCUGAUGCCUGGUAUCAGAGAGAAAUUCACUCUAUCACUUCGAACAAACCUGGUCUUCCGGGAUUGAACACUGCCAAGUCUGCCUACUGGCUGCCCCCUGAGAUUGCCGGUGCAUCUAAGCCCUCGUAUACAUUCAAGACAGAUAUUUGGGAUUUCGGCGUUGUGUUCAUUCAGAUGAUCUUUGGCCUUGACGCGCUACGAACAUACUCAUCGCCCAAGAAUCUUAUGGAAUCGGUCACUUUGUCCCAUUCGCUGCAUGAGUUAGUCAACAGGUUCUUCAAGGAAGAUAAGCAAAAACGGCCUCGAGCUUUUGAGCUUGGAUCCAGCGAAUUUUUAGCCACAGAUGCUCCAGUUCUUUUCCAAGACUCUCCUGCAGUUCCGUCUACAAGCUCUUCGGUGUCUACACAAAACCUUCCGGCAAAACCUCGACAUGAGUUUACUACUCAUCGAGGUCCCGCGCUGUCACGGUACACAGAAGACUUCAUUGAGGAAGCCAGGCUAGGAAAGGGCGGUUUCGGAGAGGUGGUUAAGGCGAGGAUGAAGCUGGACGGCCAGAUUUACGCCAUCAAAAAAAUCAAACCACGUUCCCAAGCUAAUCUUACAGAGAUUCUAAAGGAGGUAAGGCUUUUGUCUCAGCUUAACCAUCCUGCGGUUGUCCGAUACAAUACCGCAUGGGUUGAAGAAGCUCCUGAUCAAGCCGAAACUGAAGAUGAUACAUCAACUGGUUACUUUACCGAAGAGAACACUCAAGGAACUGGGUCUGCUGGGAUUGACAUUGAGUUCGCUACCAGUACAGGAGGGCUUGAUUUCAUCUCAUCCAAUGCCAACGUCGAUUAUGGAUUCGAAGACUCUGAAGACUCUGAAGAUGACUCUGAUGAAGACGAGGCAGAAGAUGAGGAUGAUACAGAAGAUGAGAUGUCUAUUCACAGAGUUUCGUCGCCAGAUAAAGAAAGAAACGCCAUGUUCCAGCGACGAGCUCGAUAUCAACGUUCAUACAGAACCAUGUUGUACAUAUCGAUGGAGUAUUGUGAGAAACGAACCCUUCGAGAUCUAAUUGCAAGGAAUCUUUACAAGAAUACUCCUGAAAUUUGGCGACUAUUUUCUCAGAUUCUGGAAGGUUUGGCUCAUAUCCAUGGGCUUAGCAUCGUCCACCGUGAUUUGAAGCCGGAAAAUAUCUUUAUUACUAGCGACUCUGAUGGUAUUGACAAUGUGAAGAUUGGUGAUUUUGGACUUGCCACCAGCGGACAAUUCUCACUGGAAAAGGCGAACGGAAACACUCUGGAGACAGACGAUAUGACGAGAAGCAUCGGUACUGCAUAUUACUCCGCCCCUGAAGUCAGGUCGACGGUCAACGGCAUAUAUAGCACGAAGGUCGAUAUGUAUUCACUCGGCAUCAUUUUCUUCGAGAUGUGUUAUCUACCUAUGAUGGGUAUGCAAAAGGCCGAUGUCCUUGGUCAGCUUAGGCGGCCGAAACCAGUGUUGCCAUCGGACUUUAAGCCUACGGACAAAGCUCAGGCAGAUAUCAUAUUGUCUCUGGUCAACCAUAACCCCAAGGAGAGGCCCUCAAGUACUGACCUUCUCAACAACGAAGAGCUGCCUAUUCAAAUAGAGAGUGUGAGAGGUAGACAGACUCUUGCUAUACUUGCAAACCCAAGCUCGCCAUACUACCACAAGACGCUUUCGUGGCUAUUUUCGAAGCGUAUGGACCCUGUUGAGGAUUAUGCUUGGGAUAUGUCUGCGAGGUCAUUGAGUCCACAGGAGCUGCUCAAUCAAGUACUGGUCAAGCAAGAGCUUGUUUCGAUCUUCCGCCGCCAUGGCGCUUUGGAGCCCCCUCGAAGCAGCAUAUAUCCACGGACAUCACAUUAUGGAGAUAAUGCUGUCCAGCUUUUGACCCCGAGAGGCAAAGUGGUGCAGCUGCCCUAUGAUCUCACACUGGGAAACGCAAGGAUGAUGGCGUAUUUUGAUCCAGUAGUUGAACGAUCUUUUACCUUUGGCAACGUUUUCCGCGACAAGAACGAUGGAGGCCACCCACUCAUGUUUGGAGAAGCUGAUUUCGACAUUGUCACCACUGACGCCCUGGACUUUGCUUUGAAUGAAGCAGAGGUUCUCAAAGUGAUGGAUGAGAUUGUCCACACAUUUCCCUCCUUGUCCACAACUCCUAUGUGUUUCCAUCUGGGACACUCAGAUCUUUUACAACUUGUCUUCGAGUAUUGUGGGAUAAGCCCUGCAAGUCGACGUGCAGCGGCAGAUGUGUUGAGUAAGCUGAACAUUCACAAUUUUAACUGGCAGAAGAUUAGGGUUGAGCUGCGGUCACCAACUGUAGGUGUUUCGGCUAUAAGCGUGGACGAAUUGCAGAAAUUCGACUUCAGAGACACUCCAAACAAGACAUUCUCCAAAUUAAAAACCCUUUUUGAGGGCAGCAAUAUGUACCAGCGAGCUUCUCCGACAAUCGCGCAUCUCAAGGAAGUCAUUGAGUAUUGCAAGCGCCUGGGUGUAGGAACAAAGAUCUAUAUCAAUCCUUUGAACAGCUUGAAAGAAGCCUUUUACACGGGCGGCAUCAUCUUUUCAUGCAUCUACGAUAAAAAGGUCAAGGAUGUUUUUGCUGCUGGCGGUAGGUAUGAUCAACUUAUCAGAGAAUUCCGACCUAGGGCUGGUGGCCAAGUCCGGGAGAAACAUGCAGUUGGAUUCAGUUUGGCAUGGGAGCGAUUGGCAAAGAUUCCCAAAGCCGGGGGGCGAUCGUUCUUGAAGAAAUCCGAGGACGAAUCAAGCGGAAUUUUUAACUCUCGACGAUGUGAUUGUUUGAUAGCUAGCUUCAACGCUGCUGUGUCGAGAUCUUUAGGUGCCGAGAUACUUCAAACGCUCUGGGCACACAGCAUCAGCGCUGAGCUGGCCAAGGAUGCCAGAUCUCCCGAAGACUUGUUAUCGAAACACCGAGAAGAAGAAUAUUCUUGGCUCAUCAUCAUCAAACAGGAUGCAAUGUUGAAGAUCAAAAGCUUGGGCCGAAAGGAUGUGCCUGAUGCAGAUAUACCAACAACACAACUGCUUUCUUGGCUUCGUAACGAGAUUCGAGAACGCGAUUCAAAAACAGUGGUGAAACUUCGCGGCAACAGCUCUGCAGAUACCAAUGGCUCGGGCGAGAAGGAAGAGCAGGAGGUUCGUGUGCUGGUGGCACAAACACGGAGCAAAAAGUUCAACCGUAGAACGGUUGUGGAACAAGCUCAAAGCAGUGCCAGCAGCUUGGUUCAGUCUUUCCUAGAUGGUCCUAUUUUGGCCAUCGAGACCACAGAUCAGGUCAUGGACCUAAUCCGCGGGACCUGCCUCUCAGAGGUUGAGGGCUGGCGACAAGUCGAGCAGUCGGUGACGAAUACGGAGAGGAAGUAUAUCCGUGAGAUCCACGACGAGUUGGAUAACCUGAGGUUUAAGUAUCAGAAGAAAAACGAUGGGUCGCGGCACGCAUUCCUGUACAACUUUCGAUCGGGUAACUGCGUGUAUUACGAUCUUGGGGCCUAAUAAACCUAGGGUUCUGAUAUCAUAAAUUCUAAUAAUAUUUACAAAACUUCUAAAGAUUAUAGCAAGUCUAUAAAAUUUAUACUAAAGCUUGGCUACAUAUACUAAACUAGGUCUAGAUUUGAGAAACUCUUGAAGAUAUUUACACAGUUUAGAUAAGAGACUUAAGGGAUAUCCUCAUCAUUCUUAUACCCAUAAGGUAGUUUAAUGGAGACACAAUAAGCAACACAGUUGGCCCUCCUCAAUCCUGCAUAUUGUUUUAACAUGAAUCUCACUCGAAACACUGAUGAUACAAUGCGCUGACGCUGAAUCAGCCCAAACACGCAUAUACCCUAAAGCAGCGGCCGGAGCGUUUGUCGAUCAGGUACAAGUAUAUUCAAGACAAAGAAAUGAAAAAGGGGCACGUUCCAAUUCCAUAGCCAUGGCAUGUUGAUCACCUGUUUCUCCCAUCCUAUCUCAUGCACUU
Messenger RNA from Fusarium oxysporum Fo47, 5443 nucleotides. Its product is annotated as serine/threonine-protein kinase GCN2. The transcript has 6 exons. Gene Ontology annotation, molecular function: ATP binding; eukaryotic translation initiation factor 2alpha kinase activity; protein binding. Gene Ontology annotation, biological process: regulation of translational initiation by eIF2 alpha phosphorylation; DNA damage checkpoint signaling. Bases 166 to 4980 code for a protein of 1604 amino acids. The record is from RefSeq and is a predicted model, not a curated record. NCBI's taxonomy places the organism in Eukaryota, Fungi, Ascomycota, Sordariomycetes, Hypocreales, Nectriaceae.